CGCUCUGUAUCAUCCACCCAGACAUUUCGCAUCCAUGAUUGCAAGAAGUGUUCUCCGCCGCCGCCCGUACUUCAACAACAAACCAAGCUUUCUUCGCCUGCGCUUUCUUAUUCGUCCUCCCGCUCCCCGCCUUGUACAUAUCACGCCGCCUUUCAUCCCAACACAAAUGGCUUCGCGGCGACAGGACCCUUCUAAACGCACUCCCGAGAUUGAGAGCGGGAUGAACGGUGCCGAUGAGCUAGAGAGACUUCUAGACAAAGAUAAUUUCAAAAGAUGGGGCUUUAUUAUCUAUCGAUGCACAUAUCAAAGUGACUCUGACUGGGAGAAAUUAAUGAUCCGAUUCUACAAGCGUGUUGAAAAAUAUCUUCGAUAUUAUAAUGGUCUAGAUCUUCUCGCCAGAUUUACUCCAACAGUCUUGGAAGUGGAAGAUCGAUCUUUUGAGGGUAUGACAGUGGCCUCACUACGUGAUAAAUUUAAUAAGUGGGCUGUGACUGCAGUGAAAGAGGAACAGGAACAAGAAAUUGAUUCCAGGCACUUAUGGCAUUUGAAAAACGGUAGAUACCGCUUUUUUAUUAUGAUAGAUCAAGAAGCAUUGGAUUCAAUCCUGAGUACGCCAGAUGAUAAUAUACAUGGAGGAUUUGUUCGUCUAGUCAAUGCUGAAUGGAAACCAGAAGAAUUAGAUGAGGAAGAGCUGGCAGAACGCGGAGGAUCUGGUCCAGAAGAGGACCCAUUAGAAGGAUGUACAGAGGAAGAUGUUGGUUGGAUGAAAGUAUGCUGGGGAGAGUCACAGAUGCCUGGAUAUGUGAUUCUUGAUGACUCCCUUCAAUGGGAUAGAUAUUAUUCGCGGCCACCUGUGAUUCAACGUCUUAGCUAAGAACACAACUUGACCGUAUUAUCUUCACGAGUCAAUCAAUC
This is a messenger RNA of Aspergillus vadensis CBS 113365, 915 nucleotides long. RefSeq names its product muramidase. The transcript has a single exon. The coding region runs from base 35 to 874 and encodes 279 amino acids. The record is from RefSeq and is a predicted model, not a curated record. NCBI's taxonomy places the organism in Eukaryota, Fungi, Ascomycota, Eurotiomycetes, Eurotiales, Aspergillaceae.